CAUUUCUUGAUUGUACUGCACUCGUCAAUGUAAAAUUGUUUAAGCUAAUAAAAAAAUUGUUUAUGACAUUCUGCUUUUUCACUGUCUAUGGACUGUCAUGCUUAUCAGAAGAACAAAGGUAUACAGCAGAAAACACGUCACUAACGAAUCCAACAGCUACUCCAGGAAAAAAUAGAAUAAGGGGAAAAAAAGGGCAAACAGGAAAAAAAGAUUUUACUGUUGGCUGCUUUGCUUUGUGUCAUAAUUCAGAGAAUGCAAGGCUGCGUUAUUUAAGGUGUGGUGUUGGUUCUUAAUUAUAUACAACCUCCCUUCUCAUAUGAUUAUUCUUCUGUUAACAUUAACCUGAAAAUGUGCCAGACGUUCUGUUAAUGGUAUAUUCAUUGGUCAAAGAAUCUAUCUGGAAUCUACAAGAGAGACUCCCAUGGCUAUAAUAAAGCCUAGAUCUGUUGCAGUUUUAGUAGUAACAGCAUUUUUCCUUCUGAGCUUCAUGUGGCACAGGAAAAGAGUUCAGGUGUCUUUACUUCAUACAUUUUGUAACUGCACUGGACCUUUACAAGAGAAUGUAACCUUCCCGGAAGUACCAAGUGAACUGCAAGUUAAAAUAAAUGACAUUUUUAACAGAAUUCAAAAACUUAUCCCAAAUGUUACUCUCUCUAACUUGAACAUAGCAACAAAUGGAAAGAACAGUAAAGCAUUUAUAGUAAAUUCAAGGGAAAAGUAUUGUGUUGGAGAGGAUCUUGUAGUUCAGCUUGAUAUGUAUGACGCACUAGGUAAUAGGAAAACACAUGGAGGAGAUUUUAUAUGGACUCGAAUAUUUUCUCCAGAAUUAAAUGCAGCCAUCUCUGGAAGAGUAGAAGAUUUUUACAAUGGAACAUAUCAUGUUCAUUUUCCUUUGCACUGGCAGGGGAAAAUCAAGUUCUCUGCCAUGUUGUUUCACCCCAGUGAAGGAAUUUCGGCUCUAUGGAGGUCUAGACAUGCCAGUUUAGGAGUUAUCGGUUUUAAUGGCAGAUUUGUACAUCUAAAGGAACAAGCUAUUACAACGUGUGGAUUUAAACUUCAAACAAAGGAAGAGGUUUGUGAGUAUCUGGAUCCAGAUGAUGAAGAGGCCUUCUAUUGUAUCAAACCGAAAAAUCUACCUUGUGAGAGCCUGCAUGACAUGAUGGCUAUUGACCUGCAUUCAUCAUAUCUCAGUGAUGAGGAAAAACAACUCUUUCAAAGGUCCAACAUUGGAGUGGGAAUACCUGCUAAUUUUGAAUUUGUAGAUGUAGUGGAUUGUAAAAAAGUGUCUUCAGCAAAACCAAAUUGUCAGACGGGUAUGAACUCUCCAUUUCCAAGUGGCUACUUUUACAAGGGUGUCUGGAACCCAGUUUAUUGCAACAUGUCUAACUACAAUAAUGCAGAAAGCUUAACCAAGUGUCUGCAGGGAAAGAAGCUUUUUCUCAUUGGAGAUUCAACACUGCGCCAGUUUAUUAUGCACUUUACAGAAGGCAUUCAAAUUGUUAAAUACUUUGGAUACCAUGGAAGGCAAUGGCAGUCUUGGGAGGAGACACUUCUGGCUAUCAACAUUGAGAAAGAUAUUUAUGUCUCGUAUAAAAGACAUGGAUUCCCUCUAGAGAGCUUUAUGUUCUAUUACUUUAAAGAGGACAAAUACACAAGCCGUCAAAUUGACCAACAAGGUGGAGGGAAAGACACCAUAUUUGUUAUCACCAUGGGACAGCACUUUAGGCAGUUUCCACUUCAGCUUUACAUCAGAAGAGCCAUCAACAUCCGAAAAGCCAUAGAACGGUUGUUUAUUAGGAGCCCUGAAACAAAAGUUAUAAUCAAAACUGAAAAUACCAGAGAAAUUAAUGCUCCUGUUGAAAGAAUUGGGGAUUUUCAUGGGUACACUCAGUACCUGGCACUGAGGGAAGUAUUCCAAGGAAUAAAUGUAGGCUUUGUGGAUGCUUGGGAUAUGACUGUCUCAUCAGCUACAGCAACCGUUCAUCCUCCAGGGAACACAUUUCAAGGAAUAAUGAGUUUGACGUUUACAUUUGCUUGUUCAUAAGCACAACAAAUCAUUUUCACAACUAAAUUUUUAACCUUUCAACACAUUAAUAUAUUGCUCAUUAUGCCACUUAGUUAACAUAAUAAUCACUAAUAUUAAUAAUCGAGUAUGCUGAAGAAAGGAAGAAAUAUUUGGCAGGAGAGUACACAUCACAUUCUUGUUUAAAUGCAGUUUUAUAGCUUAUGAGUUUUAAAUAUAUAUAUUUACAGGAUAUGUUUGUUUAUGUGAAAUUAAAGGGUUUUUCACCUUCCAAACACUUUUUUCAAUUCAGUUGUUUUUUUAGAUUGUUCCCCAGAAAUAAAGACUUUUUUCAAUUACUUUCCAUUAUUUAUUUUUUAUGUUUUUUCCAAAA
Molecule: messenger RNA, 2396 nt
Organism: Xenopus laevis (African clawed frog)
Lineage: Eukaryota; Metazoa; Chordata; Amphibia; Anura; Pipidae
Product: NXPE family member 2
Exons: 6
Coding region: 422-2044 (540 amino acids)
Source: RefSeq, a predicted model, not a curated record